Messenger RNA from Clonostachys rhizophaga, 1689 nucleotides. The record is from the annotation of a GenBank genome assembly. Lineage: Eukaryota; Fungi; Ascomycota; Sordariomycetes; Hypocreales; Bionectriaceae.
AUGUAUUCUCCGCAUGCAGAAGUGAGGAAGGCCGUGUCGCUUGUGGGGGCCCAGAACCUCUCGCACCCUUCAGAAGCCUUACUCAUUGACUUCGUGAAAGAAGCUCUGAACCCGCAGCUCGCGGCCAAUUACCUCGUCGACCGGCUAGAGCAGCAUCAGCAACCAGCCUCAGAGCUGGCGUCUCACUGGCAGUUCGUAAUUGAAUCUCUCACCCGUGGAAAAAUCCCCCCUGCUCCCGACCCUGUCUCUCGGCUCGCCAUUCGGAAACGAGAUGGCAAUAGAUGCUGCGUGACCGGCAAACCAGGAUCUCUUCUAGACCCUCUCCUGGUUGUGCCCGUUUUAAGAGUGCCCGAUGGCUGGGAUACAACUGAUCAUCCCCAAGUCCUAGACAUGCUUGGAGCCUUUUUUGGACGUGGCUAUAGGGAUUGGUGGCUCAGCUACAUUAGACAUAUUGACGAUGUACCUGUGUUUGAUAACCACUGGCUUGUGCGGCAGUCUGUGGCGCAAGUAUUCGAGAAAGGAUUUAUAAAAUUAGAUCGCCUCCAACCUUCAAUGAUCGAGUUCGAACUCAAAGCUGUUGCUGUUGGCCCUGAGGAGCUGCACCUUGACAUUAAUGGACCCUACCCUUUGCUAGGCGACCAUUCUCGUUCCAGGACUCCUACCGUAGAUGCUCGCUUCAUUGGCACACACGCUAGGUUUUCCCGCAGCAUACGCUUUCUCGACAUUGCAUCUACUUUUGCCGCGGCCGAGCCACUGCCGGACACACGGAAAGCUGUCGCACUCUCAGGAGCUCCACAAUUUGCCGGCAGCCUGUUGGAGAGGAUUUUUGGAUCCAGCCCUAUCACAACCGUGUUCUUUUCUGUUUGGCGUUUAAUACCCGGGAGGGCUCGUGCUGCUGCUUACAAAACCUUACGAAAGUUUGGCGAGCUCUUAUAUGGACGUACGGCAGCUACAGUUCAAAGAUUGCCGUUUGGGAUUUACCUGAAAACUCAUACCGACCCUGCGGAAUGUCGCAAUGAAGUGUCGGCGCUUGCCACGGUUUACCAGCGUACUUCGAUGCCAACACCAAAAGUGUUAGAUGCGGUUUACGGGCCAGAAGAUUUCGCGGCAAAAAAUUCAGACUCGUACCUCCUUAUGACACAGUUGCGCGGGACGUCAAUGGAUCGGUGCAUUGAAGCAAUUUCUGACAACGACCUCGAUCAUAUUCGCCAUAACCUGGGCAUAUUUCUUUCUCAACUCCGAAGCAUACCCAAAAUUCAUCGUCCUGGUGUGACUAUCAGCGACACACUGGGGGAGGCCUGUAAAGAUUCGCGCAUUAGAGGUGGGCAGCAUGUUGGCCCCUUUGAGGAUGAAGCGGCCUUUAGCAAGUAUCUCAUGUUUCCCGAUGAUCCAGCUCGGCGAGGCCACAAGAUUCACUUUACACAUUCAGACCUUAACCCACGGAACAUUCUGGUGGAUCGAAUUGCAGCGCAAGGUGGAGGGUACCGUUGGAUAGUGACUGGGAUCGUAGAUUGGGAGUUUGCUGGUUAUUACCCAGAGUAUUGGGAGUAUACGAAAGCCAUGUUUGAGGGCUUUCGCUGGCCACGGCGAUACAACGAAUUCGUCAAAUCGACGUUUCAACAGCUUGGCGAUUACUCUGCGGAGAUGGACGUAGAGAAGAGGAGCUGGGAGAAUGCGGAUCAUGUUUGA